Colletotrichum lupini is the source of this 120-nucleotide messenger RNA. RefSeq lists its product as uncharacterized. The record is from RefSeq and is a predicted model, not a curated record. Lineage: Eukaryota; Fungi; Ascomycota; Sordariomycetes; Glomerellales; Glomerellaceae. The transcript has 2 exons. The coding region runs from base 1 to 120 and encodes 39 amino acids.
AUGACCGACAGAGCUCUCCAAUACAAGGGACCCUGGUACCUGUACGACUACGUUUCCCCCAAUGCUUCUACAUUGGACCCAACGGGCACUCCUUUCGCUAUGUCGCCGUUUAUGUACUGA